Molecule: messenger RNA, 972 nt
Organism: Pediculus humanus corporis (human body louse)
Lineage: Eukaryota; Metazoa; Arthropoda; Insecta; Psocodea; Pediculidae
Product: C-4 methylsterol oxidase, putative
Exons: 5
Coding region: 1-972 (323 amino acids)
Biological process (GO): sterol biosynthetic process
Molecular function (GO): C-4 methylsterol oxidase activity; iron ion binding
Source: RefSeq, a predicted model, not a curated record
AUGUCGAUGGUUUUAGUAUCGUUUACAUCAUUUGCAACCAUUUUAAUAUUUACAUUAUCAUUAUUUGUAUCGCCAUCUUUUCGAGAUGAUGCUUUGCAACAGUUAAAAAAAUUUUAUCACACAACCGGAGAUAUACGAAUAAAUCAAUGGAAUAAAUUUUUAAAUAUAGUCGGAGAUGAUCCCGAAAUACUUUGGGGUUACGGGUCGUGGUUUGUUUUAAUAUUAACGUAUUGGAUUGUCGGCGGCGUGUAUACGUUUUUAGAUGUGACAAACAAACCGAAAGUAUUGAGACAAUAUAAAGUUCAACCGGGUACAAACGAACCCAUAACGUCUAGUAAUUUAAUUAAGAUAAUAUGCGUCAUACUUUUCAAUCAGAUAGUUGUUACCAUACCUUUGGCACAAAUAUUAGGAAAGAUAAUGAUAUGGAGAGGUACUCCACCCGUACGAAAUCUUCCACCUUUUCACACGACGAUUCUUGAAAUUUUAUUUUUUAUCAUCGUCGAAGAAAUUGCUUUUUAUUAUUCUCACAGGUUGUUACAUCACAGAAGAUUAUAUAAAUACAUACAUAAAAAACAUCACGAGUGGACGGCUCCGAUAUCGAUCGUCGCACUUUAUUCAAAUCCAAUAGAACACAUAUUGUCGAACAUACUUCCGGCAUUUUUAGGUGUUUUCAUAUUGAAAAGUCACGUGGCUACUGCUUGGCUUUGGUUCGGUUUGGCAAUUGCAUUCACGCUAAGCGAACAUUCCGGUUAUCACCUCCCAUUUUUUCCAUCUUCCGAAGCACACGAUUUUCAUCACAUGAAAUUUACGAAUUGCUACGGAGUUUUAGGACUUUUAGAUUGGAUUCACGGUACCGAUUUAGAAUUUAAAAAAACAAUGUCUUAUCCAAGACAUAGAAUAUUAUUGGGUACCACGUGCGCUCGACAACUUUUUCCAGAUUUUAAAGAAACGAAACAAAAAAAAAUUAAUUAA